GAAGUCGCAGCACUGGAUCCGAGAACUCAGUUCUGUGUGGCUUCUUUGUGCCCGGGCACCGCAGCGCACGCCCCCCGUGGCCACAGCCCCCUCCGCUCUCCGCGCAAGUGCCCCGCGCGCCCCCGACCCGGCCAUGUCGUCCUACAGCCGCGUGGCGCUGGUGACCGGGGCCAACAAGGGCAUUGGCUUCGCCAUCGCGCGCGACCUGUGCCGGCAGUUCUCGGGGGACGUGGUGCUCACAGCGCGGGACACGGCGCGGGGCCGGGCGGCCGUGCAGCAGCUGCAGGCUGAGGGCCUGAGCCCGCGCUUCCGCCAGCUGGACAUCGACGACCUGCAGAGCAUCCGCGCUCUGCGCGACUUCCUGCGCAAGGAGUACGGGGGACUCAACGUGCUGGUCAACAACGCGGGCAUCGCCUUCAAGUCUGAUGAUCUAACGCCCUUUGACGUUCAAGCUGAGGUGACACUGAAAACAAACUUUUUUGGCACAAGAAAUGUCUGCACUGAAUUACUACCGAUAAUAAAACCUCAUGGCAGAGUGGUGAAUAUCAGUAGUUUACAGGGUUCAAAAGCUCUUGAAAACUGCAGCGAAGAUCUGCAGGAGAAGUUCCGAUGUGAGACUCUCACAGAGGAGGACCUGGUGGACCUCAUGAAAAAGUUUGUGGAAGAUACAAAAAAUGAAGUGCAUGAGAGGGAAGGCUGGCCCAACUCCGCUUACGGGGUGUCCAAGUUGGGGGUCACAGUCUUAUCAAGAAUCCUGGCCCGGCGUCUGGAUGAGAAGAGAAAGGCCGACAUGAUUCUGCUGAACGCAUGCUGCCCCGGGUGGGUGAAGACGGACAUAGGUGGGGCUCAUGGCUCCAGGACUGUGGAAGAGGGGGCCGAGACCCCUGUCUACCUGGCCCUGCUGCCUCCAGAUGCCACCGAGCCUCAUGGCCAGCUAGUCCGUGACAAAGUCGUCCAAAACUGGUGAAUGUCUGCUUUGGAGCUUAAGGCUUAAUAAACGUUUGUGGAAUGAAUGAAUGGACUUUGAUGUUGUAGUCUGAUUCUGUUUCUGUCCUUGAGGAAUUAUAAUCUCCCUGUGAGAAGGUGUCUGGUUCUGGA
This is a messenger RNA of Diceros bicornis minor, 1098 nucleotides long. RefSeq names its product carbonyl reductase [NADPH] 3. Gene Ontology annotation, molecular function: carbonyl reductase (NADPH) activity. The coding region runs from base 134 to 967 and encodes 277 amino acids. Lineage: Eukaryota; Metazoa; Chordata; Mammalia; Perissodactyla; Rhinocerotidae. The transcript has 3 exons. The record is from RefSeq and is a predicted model, not a curated record.